CAGACUCUGCCCACGAGGACAAUCAAGUCUGUUCGAGUUAGUGCGGCUGGGGAGAAAGCGCUCGGUGACCAGAAGAGGGCAUCUCAAGUCCUGAAACGAGCUCCGGAGAGCUCAGGAAAAUCCGAGAGCAGCGGCAUCGUCCCUGUUGCUAUACAACGGAUUCGCUCUUGACGCCGCGGUCAUCGGGUCUGAUCCACGGCAGCCUCAGCCUCCGCUGCCCACAUCAGAACCAGGAUACGUCCAACUUAUCGAUUUUUUUUGGAUCACAGUGCAUUUACUCUCCCACUUGGUCUCUUUCAGGUCUCUUUUCCUCCACUUGAUCUAUGUUCAACAAUUGGUGAGUAUAUGACUGCUCACGUGCUGAACGGCGUCUUUCUCCCGAGCGCGUCCGCCCAAGGGCUCUCCGCGGUGCCGCUCACCAUCAUGCGUCGCCGGGCGGAUGUUGUGCGGUAACGAGGCUGAUGCGCACCUUCUGGAGCGAUACUCGCAUCUCCGACAGGUGUGCGGCGGUGCGCAAAGCGGGUCCGGCUGCUGCGCAAGGCGUGCGCAUUCCCCCGCGCAGACGGGCGGCCUGGAUGCGGGUCCAACUCUUUGGACGCGGCGCACAGUGCGUCUAACAUGUUGACCUGGGACGCGUGCCACGGAGAGCGCUGAACAUGAGCAGGACUCGACUCCGCGCAAACAUGGGACUCCCCGCGCUCUUCCGAUGGCUCGUGCUGGCGGUGACGGUGCCCGCCUGGCUGCUCGCCGCCCCGGGCGGCCUCCGCGAGCGCCCCUGCCCCCAGAGCUGCAGGUGCGACGGGAAAAUAAUAUACUGCGAGUCCAUCGCCUUCCGCGACGUGCCGAGCAACGUGUCGGUGAGCACGCAGGGCCUGUCGCUGCGCUACAACAGCCUGGCCAGCCUCAGGGCCCACCAGUUCGCGGGCCUGAGCCAACUGGUGUGGCUCUACCUCGAUCACAAUUACAUCAGCGGCGUGGACGGCCAGGCGUUCCACGGCAUCCAUAGGCUCAAAGAACUGAUCCUCAGCUCCAACAAGAUCACGCACCUGAAGAACAACACGUUCCACGACGUCCCCAACCUGCGCAACCUCGACCUCUCCUACAAUAAGCUGCAGGUCCUCCAGCCCAACCAGUUCGUGGGUCUACGGAAGCUUCAGAGUUUACACUUGAGGUCCAAUUCCCUGAAAACCGUGCCCAUGCGGGUUUUCCUCGACUGUCGCAACCUGGACUUCCUUGACAUCGGCUACAACCGGCUGCGGAGCCUCACGCGGAACGCCUUUGCGGGACUCCUCAAGCUGAAGGAGCUUCAUUUGGAGCACAACCAGUUUUCAAAGAUCAACUUUGCCCAUUUCCCCCGUCUGACCAACCUGAGGGACCUCUACUUGCAGUGGAACCGUAUCAAGGUGCUGACCCAGGGCUUGCCGUGGAUGUGGACCUCUUUGCAAAAGCUCGACCUCUCAGGAAACGAGCUUCAAGCGUUGGACCCAAGCACAUUUCAGUGUCUCCCCAAUCUGCAGACUCUUAAUCUGGACUCUAACAAACUCAGCAACGUGUCCCAACAGACGGCAGACGCUUGGAUCUCCCUCACCACCAUCAGCCUGGCUGGUAAUUUGUGGUACUGUAACCUCAACAUAUGCCCCCUGGUGGCAUGGCUUAAGACCUUUAAGGGCAAUAAGGAGUCCACGAUGAUUUGUGCAAGCCCUAAGGAAGCGCAGGGGGAGAAGGUGACCGACGUGGUGGAUAGUUAUAACAUCUGUACAGCAACGCCAACCCCCAUCCCAUCAACAACAUUACCCCCUACUUCUGCCUUUAAGCCUGAGCUGCUGCCUCUGCCCACACAGUCUGCGGUGGAUAAGACACUGAUCUGGAACCAGACGGCCUCCCCGACUCCCACCGAGGCCUCCCCCACCGUCCCAUUACCAGACACCGAAUACGUGUCCUUCCACAAGAUCAUAGCCGGCAGCAUGGCGCUGCUGUUGUCCGUGGCUAUAAUCCUGCUGGUGAUCUACGUGUCGUGGAAGCGCUAUCCCAGCAGCAUCAAGCAGCUGCAGCAGCGCUCGUCCGUUAAAAAGCGCCAGAAAAAGACCCGGGAGGCCGAGCGCUCCCUGAGUUCACCGCUGCAAGAGUACUAUGUGGACUACAAGCCUUCACACUCAGAGACUAUGGAUGUGCUGGUUAAUGGGACAGGACCCUACACAUACACCAUCUCAGGCUCCAGGGAAUGCGAGAUUCCGCGGCAGCUGAGCGCUCUGACAAUGUACAGGUGCGAGCAGUCGGUUCUGGAUUACUGUCACGCCCACCUGUCGCUGCACCUCGACGUGGGGGCGGAGUCCCCACCUCAGGCGCCGGGAGGUCAGAGGUCAGCCGGGUACCGCCCGGCGCUGAUGGCCACCCUCCCUUCAGAGCCCGUGCUGCCUUGCUCCCGAACCCACUUCCUCCACCAGUGAGCUGUGCACACUGUGAAUUUGCUGUGUCUCUGCUGAACGGAAAGACUGGACCGCGCGAACGCAACGCGAGGCUGCACGGGAGGGAACUGAGAAAAGGAAGACACGAUAAGAGGACAGCUAAUCUACUGCAGAGCAUCCUGGACCCAGGGUAAUGAUAAUAUAAAUAUUCCUCGGUGGAAAUAAAGGGGCGCGGCAGCAUCGAUUAUUGUACCUGACCCUCAGUGUCCCCAAUUAACGAGUACGCCGAACAGCAGCACGGCGCUCCACGUUCUGCGCUGCCUUUAACGGCGGAAAAUAAGCAUUUGUUAAUCUUAAAUCUUAUGAAACACAUUUCCUCAACUUCUCCUAAUCUGAGCCCCCCUCAGGUAAAGUAAUCAAAUGCAAAAUGCCACAAACGAAGCGGGGAAGCAGCUCGAUCAGCAGAGAGUAGCACAACAGCUGGAAGAUCGGCCGAGCAAAAAGGUUCUCUGCCGCUUAUUUUCUGAUCACGCUGUCAAUCAGAGGUCUCCCUCCCUCUCUCUCUCUCUCUCUCCCUCUCUCUCUCCCUCGUCCCCGUAGCGCUUUUCAUUUUCCAGAAAUGAGCCGCUCAAAUGAAAUUACCCCAAGACGAGAGAAACAAGGCAGAAAAUAACGGACAGUAAUUGUCAUGUGAAGUGUACAGCCGUCACAACUUGCUGCCAGUGCGUAUAAUUUACACGGUGACUUUUGAUUUCCUCCAUGAGUUGUGAUGUUGAUCACGUUACAGUUUAUUUAACGGAGCCCGAGCGACGAACAGCUGGAAAACAAACACGGGUCCGGGAGCGCUGGGACUUUCAGACAUUUACUUUUCCUCAUCCUCCUGCAGUUAAUGGUUUCAUUUUUAGCCAACAGAUUACCCGACUGUGCACUCAUAUAGCUACGUGUGUGCGCUUCUUACCAGAUGUUACAUUAUAAUAUACAGCAUAGUAAAACGAACUGUGGUGAACAGCCAGUUACAGUAUCAUUCAUCAAACCCACCCAAACAGCUGCGGUGGUGGCUGACACUGUUUCAUAAUGAGGUGUCUGCUUUUUGCCUUCAUGGCACUGACUUUGACUUUCACUUGCUUUUUUUUUCCUCUUUUUGUAAUUGUGUGUGACCGUUAUCUGAUGUAAUACCGUAUAUUCAGCUCAUGGACUUUUACGUUGCUUGCAGGGAAGGAAAAACCUGUGUACGAGACAGCGCCCGAAUCUUAUGUACUAAUAGAGCAGCUCCGCGUCGUUCACGCGCAAACGGCGUGCGACGGCGGGAGCGGCGGCGUGAAACCAGAUUGAAUUGAGACGUUCCUGUGCUGCUAAUUGACCGCAAGCUAACCCAACGCCCCGGACAGCAGCGGCCCAGUCGUAGCUGAGCAAUAAGAGGCCUGUCGAGCUCUGAAGCUGCAGGAGUGACGGCGUUCGUUCGGACGGGGGUCACGUUCCUGUCUUUUGUCUUCUUGCUGCUGUGCCCUCGGGCACAACGCUCAAUAAAUAAAUAAGAAGCAUUAUAUUCAGCAGGCACGCUCCCAAAACGGCAGAUUUUUUUUUUUUAUGUCUAGUGAGAUUAGAGCGUCUUAUUUAAAAAGACAAUUAACGUGUUUGGUCAAAGCGAAGCUGCCAAAGGGUUGAGAUGUAAACAAGCGCUAUCAGAGCUACACAGUUCUCUGCAUCGAUCAUCAUCUGGUGACAAGGCUGAAUUAUGGCCCACGAGAUCCGGUGGUGUCAUUUAGGAGCCAUCAAACUCAUGAUCUGAUUAAAAAAACGACCUGCUGCGCAUCCAGUGUGUCACUGCAUGCGUAGUAUCAGGUACCCAGCGAUUCAGAAUGACUAAAGCUUGAAGCCCCGCGUCAAUGGAAGGGGUUUGACAUCUGUAACCAGGGCGGGGACGGGGGGCGCUUGUGGUCAGUUAGAGCCCAAUUCAAAGAGCGGAUAAUGCAAUAUUGAUGUGAUACUGGAAAAAAAAUCUAAAUGCUUUUGAGCAUGUGACAUACUGAAUUCUCUUUUGAAGAUGAUAUAUUUAUUACAUAAUUGCUUUGUAUGUUUUUAUAUGAAUGUUUUUUUUCGGGGGGGGAAACAAUACGUGUCCAGGGAUGUACAAUACUCUGUCAUAUUCCAGGAUCAUCAUUAAAACUGUGUCCAUCUCCAGUCA
This is a messenger RNA of Betta splendens (Siamese fighting fish), 4590 nucleotides long. Its product is annotated as leucine-rich repeat transmembrane neuronal protein 4. The transcript is spliced from 3 exons. Lineage: Eukaryota; Metazoa; Chordata; Actinopteri; Anabantiformes; Osphronemidae. Gene Ontology annotation, molecular function: protein binding. Gene Ontology annotation, cellular component: plasma membrane. The record is from RefSeq and is a predicted model, not a curated record. Bases 657 to 2447 code for a protein of 596 amino acids.